CUUACAGUUAGACCGAUUAAAGCGAUCUCUGUGCUGGAUUAAAUAGUGCGGAUCCCCGAUCCGGUUUACAGCAGAUGAAUCGGUGAUCAUCAGGAUGAAGAAGAGUGUGGUGGUGAUGAUGAAGAAGAUGUGAUGGCGUAAACUCCGCCCAUCAGCCUCCAUCUGAACAGCAGCUCUCACAUCGAGCGCAACAUCGCUGUUUUAUCGCUCGUUUUGGGGGCCGAUGCUUGUCAUGCCGUCUCCGUCAGACAUCGUGAAGGUGGCCAUCGAGUGGCCUGGUGCAAACGCUCAACUCAUCGAAAUCGAUCAGAAGAAGCCGCUGGCGUCCGUCGUUAGAGAAGUGUGUGAUGGAUGGUCUCUGUCGGGUUCAGAGCAGUUCGCCCUGCGUUACGCUGACGGGCCGCAGCUCUACAUCACUGAACAGAGCCGCGCUGACAUUAAAAACGGCUCCAUCCUCAGACUGGCCAUCUCUCCUAUGCGAGCGGCUCGACAGCUGCUGGAGCGCAUCCAGUCUCAUGGGAUUGACGCGCGUCUGGAGGCUCUGAAAGAGCUGGCCAAACUCUCUGCUGACCCCGCGUUCGCCACAGAAUUCAUCAACAUGGAGGGCCUGGCGACGCUGGCGCGGCUGGUGGAGAGCGGCACGCAUUUUGGGGAGAUGUUGGCCUUCACCCUCACAGCGUUUCUGGAGCUCAUGGAUCAUGGCAUCGUGUCCUGGGAUCUGAUAUCCGUGUCCUUCAUCAAACAGAUCGCGGCUUACGUGAACCAGCCCAUGGUGGACGUGUCCAUUCUGCAGCGCUCACUGGCCAUCCUGGAGAGCAUGGUGCUGAACAGCCACAGCCUGUACCAGCGGGUGGCGCAGGAGACCAGACAGUUGGUUGAACCGGCUCAAUUGGUUCUUCAUCUGUCCAAUCAGGAGAUCCAGACAUACGCCAUCGCCCUCAUCAACGCCCUGUUCCUCAAAACCCCAGAGGACAGACGCCAGGAGAUGGCGAGUACACUGGCUCAGAAACACCUCCGCGGCAUCAUACUCAACCACAUCAUCCGGGGGAAUCGACCAGUCAAAGCUGAAAUGGCACAUCAGCUGUACGUGCUGCAGGUUUUGACCUUCAACCUUCUGGAAGAACGCAUGAUGACAAAAAUGGACCCGAAUGACCAGACACAAAGAGAUAUCAUCUUUGAACUCAGAAGAAUCGUGUUUGAUGGAGACAGUGAUCCCAGCGGAACAGAAAAGAGGAAAGCAAUCUACACUAAAGACUACAAGGUGCUGGGCUUCACUAAUCCUGUGAAUCCUGCCAUGGAUUUCACUCAGACACCACCGGGAAUGUUGGCACUAGACAACAUGCUUUACCUUGCCAAAGUGCAUCAGGACACAUAUAUCAGAAUUGUUCUAGAAAACAGCAGUCGAGAAGAUAAACACGAGUGUCCAUUUGGUCGCUCUGCCAUUGAGCUGACGCGCGUGCUGUGUGAUAUUCUACAGGUUGGAGAACUGCCGAAUGAAGGGUGCAACGACUUCCAUCCCAUGUUUUUUACCCACGAGCGCGCUUGGGAAGAGUUCUUCUGCGUCUGCAUACAGCUGCUCAAUAAGACGUGGAAAGAAAUGAGGGCCACUGCAGAAGAUUUCAACAAGGUGAUGACGGUGGUGCGAGAACAGAUCACUAGAGCUCUGGCCAUGAAACCGCCAUCUCUGGAGCAGCUGCGGGUCAAACUGCGCAGUCUGAGCUACUCGGAGAUCCUGCGUCUGCGUCAGUCUGAGAGAAUGAGUCAGGACGACUUCCAGUCACCCCCUAUAAUUGAGCUGCGUGAGCGGAUCCAGCCGGAGAUUCUGGAGCUGAUCAAACAGCAGCGACUCAGUCGUCUGUGUGAGGGAAGCUGCUUUCGCAAACUCGCCAACAGACGGAGACAAGAGAAGUUCUGGUUCUGCCGUCUGUCGUUGAAUCACAAGGUCCUGCACUACGGCGAUCUGGACGAGUCUCCACAGGGCGAAGUGCCGUUUGAACUGCUCACCGAUACGAUUCCCGUGUCGGACAUUAAAGCGGUGCUGACAGGGAAAGACUGUCCACACAUGAAGGAGAAGAGCGCGCUCAAACAGAACAAGGAAGUGUUAGAGUUGGCGUUUUCCAUCCGCUAUGAUCCCGAUGAGGCUCUCAACUUUGUGGCAACCAACAAAUACGAGUACUGCAUCUGGACAGAUGGACUGUCUGCGCUCUUGGGGAAGGAGUUGGGCAGCGAUCUCACACGAAGUGACCUUGACACAUUAAUGAGCAUGGAAAUGAAGCUCCGCCUCCUCGACCUGGAGAACAUCACCAUCCCUGAGGCUCCUCCCCCUGUGCCCAAAGAGCCCAGCACUUACAACUUCACCUACAACUACGGAUGAGACGUCUGUCCUCUCAAUCAGUGCUUGUGUUUUCUGUGUCGUUCAAUCUUCAGAGGUGAAGUGUGUUAUUUGUCUGUCACUAAGAGACUUUCCUGCCAGUUGCAUGUUGAGAAGCGAUCAGUGACAAACAUGGGCGAAAGAGCAGAAAUGACACACUUCACCUUUAUGCUAGUGUAUGUGCCUGAACAUGAACUAGUCUUGGUUACGAGAGUCCUUUUUCGAAUGUUUGAACACAAACGGUUCUUCUGUCUUCAAGUAUUUGAUUUUAAACGAGAAAAGCAGAAACAGUAUCAUUGUGUGUUUAGACAUUGUAAGGCAUCUACUCCCAUGUGUGAUGUGAUGUUAAACGCUUAUACGAGUAACUCGACUGAACAGUUAGUAACUCUGAACACCCCACAGAUCUGUCUGCAGAUAACUAAUAUUUACUGACGUUUGCUCUUGUCAAUAGAAAUAUAUUUUUGUACUUGAUGUGCAAGCCACUAUGUGGUACGUUGAGAACACAAAGGUUGCAUGAAACGGAGGAAGAAAGCAAGCGAGUGCAAGAAGAUGGGAGCGUUUUGUGCUGAAUUCUGACUCGUAGACUGAACGGGAUGCAACAUUCAAAAAUCACCUCUCUCUACAGUGCUGCAGAAACUGUAUGUGAUAAUAGCCAUACGAGUUUGUUGAUUUGGACAUUUAUUUCGUGAUUUCUCUGUUACAGUACUCAAAAACAUAUUUAGCUGGAAUAUUUACACACGUUUAUCUUCUGUCUGUGCGUUCAUGUUUGCUUGCCAUAAUAUAAGGUUAUUCUGUGUGAAAACAGGACGAACCCAUAUAUGGAUUCCUGACAGGUGUGAUGAUUUGAUCAGAUUUGCUUGAUGUUACAGCUGCUAGUUUCUGAAUGUUUUAGUGGGCAGGUUUCAGUUUUUGGGUUCAAAUAUUCAACACAUUAUAAAUAUAUAGUGCCUUCAGAAAGUAUCGAUUCCCUUUUUAUUUCUCAUUGCCAAAUAGGUAAUUUUAAUAGUUUUUUCUUUGAUUUGUGAAAGUUUUGCAUUUAUUGUUAUUGACGUGUGAAAAAACAUUUCAUUAUUAAAAUGUGAUGGUGUAACAAUACUUUCUGAAGGCAACUAUAUAUAAACUGUAUAUAUUGUACUGCCUUAUCACAGUAAUGCAAUGGA
This is a messenger RNA of Sinocyclocheilus rhinocerous, 3531 nucleotides long. It is a transcript of the gene elmo2, whose product is annotated as engulfment and cell motility 2. The transcript is spliced from 22 exons. Gene Ontology annotation, biological process: actin filament organization; cell motility. The coding region runs from base 224 to 2374 and encodes 716 amino acids. Lineage: Eukaryota; Metazoa; Chordata; Actinopteri; Cypriniformes; Cyprinidae. The record is from RefSeq and is a predicted model, not a curated record.